Owenia fusiformis is the source of this 2107-nucleotide messenger RNA. The record is from the annotation of a GenBank genome assembly. Lineage: Eukaryota; Metazoa; Annelida; Polychaeta; Sabellida; Oweniidae.
AGAAUGAAACCUCCACUUAUGUGAACUGUAACAGAUAAGAGUUGGCAUCAAUAAUAAAAAUUCUUUGAAGCGCUUUUUUAAAAUUCUUAUUUUCGCGUAUUGAUUUUGCAAUGCAUCCCUCUAAUAUUCCCGCUAUUGAAGUGCUCCAAAUAAUAGCAUAGUGUAUAAAUGAUAAGACCAUGCUGCCAUCAAGCUAAGUUUCUUAUGCUUUAGAACCAGAACCUAUCUUCAACACACGUGUGAAAAAUUCAACAAAGAUCGCAGAUAUUGGAGGGAUGCCGAGGAAACUCACCCGGGGGUUCAGGGAAGUGACGACAGACUUUUUACCCUGGGUGUGAACACUGCAGAAUGUCGACGCAUCAAACGAAAGAGGAACAAAAAAACGAUAGAAAAAGGUGAUCUGACAGCGAAGUACAGUGAGUAUCCUGUCGGUAAGAAUCUUUACUAAUGGACUAUGACUUCUGACAGUAAUUCUGGUAAUAUUGUGAUGAGUAACAAGCUAAAAUCGGCUAAUCAAAGCCCAGAAACGAACAACACAAUGGAAAACUUUCAAGAUGGAGGACAAAACAUGAACUCCGAUCAAAAUCGAGCAGAUUUCAAUCCCAAUAUUGAAGGCCCUCGUAUGAAUUCGAACAUGAAUAGUUUCCCUCAGGGUGGUGGGGAUCAACGAAUGGGGGAUGGAACUAUGAACAGGAUGAAUGAUAAUACGCCAAAUGCUCAAAUGCAGGGUUAUAAUGGUGGUUAUAACCAGGGGAACUUCAACAUGGGAGAUCAACAUGGCGGUCCAGGAAGUGACUAUGGGCCACAGAAUAAUCAGUACAAUCAGUACAACCAGCAGAAUAUGAGGCCUGGGUAUCCUCAGGGUCCAGGUCAACCAUCCAUGCCACCCCGCCCAGGCAUGGGUAAUCAAAAUAUGGGAGCAGUGCCCCCAUUCAACAGCCAGCAGCAGCAACAGCAGCGGUUCAUGUCUAUGUCUGGCGCAAGCAUUCAGCAACAAAGUGGCCCAACACCGACCCUGAAUAAGCUCCUUACGGACAAUGGUACGGGUCAGCCACAGCCACGUCAAAAUGAAAUGACAAAUAUGCCUUACAGCUCAAUGCAACAGCAGCAGCAAAAUUGGGGAGGACAGCGUAGCUCAAUGAACAAUCCAUAUCAACAACAAAUGCAAGGUGUACGACAUCAGCAACAGCAGCAGCCACAAGGGAUGUACGAUCCAGCUACCCAACAUCGUGUCCGACCGAACGUUCCGGCAUCUUUUCCCCAACAACAGUAUGGUGGUCAACAAUUUCCACCAUCAUCUCAACAACAGUAUAGAAUGCCACAGAACAGUAUGCAGUCAAGACCAGGGAUGGGACCCCCACCCUACAAUCAACAGGGGUUUAAUUCAACACGUCCACCGAGCCAAUGGAACGGAGGAACGAGCACCAGUAGCGCCCCCACAUCCAAUACUAACUCUAAUUCCAAUUCGCAAGAUAGCACUGACUUACCUGAGCUAUCAGGCAGAUUAGAUGAUCUAGGAGACCGAAGUGGUGCCCCUACUUCUACAAAUACUACAUCCAGCAAUCCCGCACCCCCAAGAUCAGCACCCUCACCCGCAGGAUCAGCGGGCUCACGAUCAAACACACCUGCAUCCACAACAGGUGUCCCUAGUCCCAUGCCCCCACGUCCACCAUCAGAGCACUCUCAGCCGCCCUUGGAUGGUCCUAAUAGAAUACAGUCCCCCAUGCAGACCCAAUUUGGCCAGCAACCCCAGUCAAUGCCCCCUCCAAUGGGGCCUGGGGGGCAGGUGGGGCCCUACCCUAACAAAACGGGACACCCCAGUAUGCCCAUGGUAGGUCCCCAGAUGGGAGCUCCUUAUGGUCAACAGAAUUCACAAUAUCAAGGUAACAUGAAUAGACCAGGACAAAUGGGUUACAACCCACAAAAUAUGUAUAAUAACCAGAUGCCCCCCUCAGGCAACCAAAUACCCCCUACUGGCAAUCAAAUGCCCCCUACUGGCAAUCAAAUGCCCCCUACUGGCAACCAUAUGCCCCCUUCAAACAACCAAAUGGGCCCCUCAGGCAACCAAAUGCCCCCUAGUGGCAAUCCGCCUCCACAUAUGCCAGGG